UUACUUUACUUUGUUCUCAAUUCUCUUAAGAUAAUUUUAAAUCUCUUUCUUUCUAUUUAUUGUUGUAAUUUAAUUAAUUUUCUAGAAAAUAGUUUUAAUUACUUGAGUUUCUUCGCUCUACCAGCGUCCAUCUCAAUUCUGCUCAUCUGUUUGACUCCGUCAUCAUCUUUAAUAAUUGGAUAAAGGAGAAAAUGUCUGAGUCUGAAAUGAUUAGAAAUGACAAAAAUGAAGCCAAAUAUUCAUCAACAACUCAAAAAGUUAAUAAAAAUAAGGUUAAAGACUCAAAAGACUCGAAUUCAACUAUGAAUGGUCCUGGUGACGACAAAGCCUUGGAUUAUUCUGCAUCAACAUCAACUAGCAUCGGCAGUAACGAUGCACGUUUUCUUGACGAUAGUGAUUAUGAAGGUGUUCAAAUUUUAUUAUCCAUGAGAAGUAGAGUUUUCAACUGUAAAUGUGGUGAAUAUCUAGAUUCCAUUAAAACCUGGAGUGAACACCAAAGAAUAUGCUCUGAAUCGACGGAGAAAACCUCAGCUCACCGUGAAAAAUGUCAACUUUGUAACAAGACAUUUUUGACUUGCGUUGCGUUAAAUAUUCACAGUACAAAGAAACACAAUAAGAGGAAAAUCCGAACUGACUCUGUGAUGCAUUGUCCAUGUGGUCAAAGUUUCACAGCCAAAUGGAGGCAAAACUGUGUCCACAAACUAAAUAGUCAUGGACGACAUUGUAAAGCAUUUAAAGAACGAGAGACUCAAUGUUCAAUCUGCAAGAAGGGCUUCAUCAAUCGGAAGAGUCUCGAAUAUCAUGGACUAAAGGCUCAUAAAUUGGCAGUGCCAGUCAAUAGUUAAAAUGAUCUGCAAUCAGUUUAAAGUUUGCAGGUGAAUGUAAGGUGUUUGAAAGUGUGUAUUUAACAACCAAUUCUCUUUUUACCCUUUAAUUAAUGACAACAAAAUGAAUGACAACAGGUACUAUCAGGACUUGGAACUCUGGGAAUCACAUAAUAAUUAAUUAAUCUGCACCUUUACCUUUGAUUGGAAUCACUUUUGAUACCAAUCAGUUUAUUAUUUGAAGAAAAUCAUCUUCUGUAAGUGAAGGAUAUUAGUAAAUUAUUUGGGUUUCAGUCGAUUGUUUACCUGAAAAAAAGAAACAAUUUAUUAGAAAAUAAAACGAAAAAUCAACAACAACAAAAA
Molecule: messenger RNA, 1187 nt
Organism: Panonychus citri (citrus red mite)
Lineage: Eukaryota; Metazoa; Arthropoda; Arachnida; Trombidiformes; Tetranychidae
Product: GDNF-inducible zinc finger protein 1-like
Exons: 4
Coding region: 192-845 (217 amino acids)
Source: RefSeq, a predicted model, not a curated record